This is a messenger RNA of Gambusia affinis (western mosquitofish), 3947 nucleotides long. Its product is annotated as cysteine/serine-rich nuclear protein 2-like. Gene Ontology annotation, biological process: regulation of transcription by RNA polymerase II. Gene Ontology annotation, cellular component: nucleus. The transcript has 5 exons. Gene Ontology annotation, molecular function: DNA-binding transcription factor activity, RNA polymerase II-specific; sequence-specific DNA binding. Bases 171 to 1838 code for a protein of 555 amino acids. NCBI's taxonomy places the organism in Eukaryota, Metazoa, Chordata, Actinopteri, Cyprinodontiformes, Poeciliidae. The record is from RefSeq and is a predicted model, not a curated record.
GUCCUCUCAUAUUCACACUAGUACUACUGUGCAGCUUCACAUAAACAGAACAAAAUGCUCAGCUGGCCCGACGGCAGCCGAGAGCUGUAACUUCGUGACAGCCUCGGACCCUCUUCACUAGCAUGCUCAUCUUUACUUUAUGAGCGUUUAGGAACCGCCACAGCCAAACAAUGACAGACAUCCUUAAGAGGAAGUUUGCAGAAGUAGAGGAAAAUCCCUGCUACUCCUCUCCCUCCUCCAUCUCCUCCUCCUCCUCCUCUUCUUCUUCUGCUUCUCCAUCGUCCCUCUCCUCUCCUGCCUCCUCUGAGUGGGAGUCAGACGGGGAGGGAAGCUCCUCCGAGAACCAAGACUUCACACCUCACAGUCCUGCGUCAGCCUCCGGAUCACCCAUUUGGCCCAUCCUGAAGAAGCCGAAGCUCUCAAAAAGGCAGAACAGUGUGCGCUUUGACCAGGUGACGGAGUUCAGCUUCCCCCGCUGCCAGGGCUUCACCAGUGUGCCCAGCAGAGGGGGUGCCACCCUGGGCAUGGUGCGCAAACACAGCGCCCUCCGAAGGUACACCGUGGACGAGCAUGCAAUGGAGCAGCGCAGCAGGCGCAGAGAGAGGCACAAAGAGAAACUAAUUCAAGAGAGGUUUGAGGCACUAAAACACCAACUGAUCAUAAGUGGAGCCAUUGACCAAAACGAGGCGGAGAAGCUGACGACAGAUCAAGUUCUGGGUGGAGACCCUGACAUUCAUGUUAGUGAGUCUGAUUUGGAGGACGGCGGGUACCUUCAGCCGUUCUCUUCCAAACAGCGACAGGCUCUCCUCCUGGCGGCGGGGGCGAAGGUCAUCGACAAGGAGGAGAAGAGGCAGCUUCACGCUCUGCGGCUCUCCAGGGAGGCCUGCGGCUGCGACUGUCGGGGCUUCUGUGAGCCGGAGACCUGCGCCUGCAGUCAGGCAGGCAUCAAGUGCCAGGUGGAUCGCUUCAAUUUCCCCUGCGGAUGCACCAAGGACAGCUGCGGAAACAUACAGGGGCGCAUCGAGUUCGACGCCCGGCGCGUUCAGACGCAUUACAUCCACACGCUCAUGAGGCUGGAGCUGCAGAGGCGACUACAACGUGAAAUGCUCGUCUCGGGGGAGCAGGCGGGCGUAAUCGAGGAGCUCAGAGACUGUACAGGUCACAACGAGGUCGGUGGGGAGCAGAGCGCGCAGGAGAACAGGUGUCCAUUCAGGUCCGGCCUGGAGGAGGACCUGCUUCCUUUUGCCAUGCCCGCCGCUCCUUCUUUCCGCUGCAUCCCGGACCAGCUGGUCGUUGAGGAGACCAGCUGCAGCAGCGACAUGUCCGAAUCCUCCCUCUCCUCCUCCGAAUGCGACGCCGGACAAUUCUUCAGCGGGACCCAGACUCUUACGGACAGAGGCGUAGAUUUGACACAUGACUCCGGCAACAAGAACUUCUUCUCGUGUGCCCAAAACCGGCACAGAUGCAGCUCUGCAACCGCAGACAACGACAGACCGCAUUCGCCCGUUGCGCUCGCAGACAACAUUGACGCCAGCAGGAACUAUCUCGACGAGAACGCCAAUCAAUCCAGAGACUUUUUCAACGAGGACUCUUUUGAGGACUUCCCUCACACCCCGUCUCCCACCAUGUCGUACUCCUUCAGUGGAUACAUGGACCUGAGCCUCUCCUCUGACUCCGACCUGGAGUUCUUCCACAGGGACUAUCCCUCCGGACUGCUGCACAGCUCCUUCAAAGAGCACAGACACUCCGACAGCUUUCAGCACUUCCAGCUGUUCAGCUCAGUGAAUUUACCACAGCAGGAGUCGAGCACCCAGCUCCUAGAGUCUCUGAUUGGCUGAUUCAGACACUCGGCUUUCAUAUAUAUACAAUACUUUCUAAAUACAAAGACCUAUUUUUCCUUAUGGAAUAUUAUUUUUGCCUGAAAGUUGUUAUUUUCAAGAGAAAUCGCACUUGAAUAAUUAGCUUCAUUUUUAUUAAUUCCUUAAAGUAAAAUUGUAACGGGAUGUAUUUAAUUUUUAUUUCAUGUGAAAUGCAAUGCAGUACCACAUGCAAUGAAGAGCUAGGCGUGGUAGCAUGUUAAUUAAAUCAGCAACUCUGUGGAUGAGGAUAAGCCGUGCUCUGCUGGAUUUGGGAAUCAUUCUCACAUCACUCUGAUUAUUUCCCAGAACAGACUCUGAAUACCUGUUUACUGGGCCGAUACAUAUUUAUUUAUUUAAUCACUGAUUAUUUGUAUGAGUAGUAACUCAUAAACAGGUGACAUAAAUAUUAACUGGUAAAAAUGGCGGAGUUUUUUUUCAGAAUAAUAUAUACUAUUGUAAUGGCAGCAGUUCGAGUCGAGAAUCAGUAGUUUUCCUUUACUUAUGAAAGCAGUGGUGUGUCAAAUGGUCCUAUAGAAUAGACUCCAUAUUUAAAGCUUUAUUUAUUUAAUUUUUUUUUACAGCAGACAUUUUUUAUUCCACAGUACAGAAAACAUCUUCAUGUUUAGUAUGCGUGGGCCGGUUAGUAGUUAGCCCUUUCAAUGAGACGCUUAUGAAAGUGCGAAGAGCGAAUUUUAGGCCUUGUACACACAUAGCCAAGUUUUUAUAAAAACAAAUAUCUCCACCACAUCGUUUAAAAACCAUAUCGUACACGCGGGAUCGAUUUCAGAAAUGUUUUUAUCAACAUGAAUCCCACUCGUACUCAGUUCCGACCUGGAGAGUUGUUUUAAACACGUCAAACCCUUAAGGGAGGCAGUGUAGCCCAAAGUUAAAACAUACCUCAGCCUACAACUGCGACUUCCUGUUAGGAAUUAAACAUGGUGCCAGGAGGUUCAUUGCUGUGUUUGAACUACUUUUAAAUAACGUAUUUAAUUAAAACACAAGACGAUGUCGGUUGGUCAUUAUGGAGCCGUGUCGGGGACAUGGGGAAAAAAUUUUCAUUUGAGUUACGUUGCAAAACUGUUGCGUUCCCUCACAAUGUGCUUACUGCAUUAUUUGCUGGCCUAUUUUGUACACAGUCACAAAUGUCAAUUUAAAAUUUCAAAUCAAAGAGUGAAAACGUGUUUAUUAUUAACUUUGGUGCAAAAAAUUUAUUGAAAAUUGAUUUAUUCACUGCAUGCUUAUUUCUGAUUGUGUAAAAGGUGGAGAUGGAAUUGCGCAUGAAAACGGCCCUUUAAACAAUUCAGACCACCAACACAAAUGAGACUCUGUCAAAACUGUCAGAUGACUCAUUACCCCGCCAUAAUGACUCAGAAAUAGUCUAAAUAGUUUGGAUGUAUUUUUUUAUAUAAACAAUUGUUUUUAGUGAUAUAAAACUGAGAUUUUGUGUAGAUGAAAGGCCAAAACGCAUAAAAAUGAAUUUAUUUUCCCAGAAAUCUGGCUAUGUGUGGACUAUGCCUUUUUAUCUGCUGGAUAAAGGGUUUCCCUACUUUUUCCACUACUUGCGCAAAUCAGCUUUCCUGUUUUAAAGGAAAGUGCAUCAUGUUGCAUGUCUAGCAUACGUUUUAUUUGUUUAAACGCAGUGACUCUGGUGUUUUUGCGCAAGGUUAUUCUACUGGUUGAAUCUCAUGCUGGCCCAAGCCUAAUUGUUGCUUUAGUCCCUGUGAAGCAUUUCUGGUUCGUCUGUUUGAGCAACACCAAAAACAAAUGCAGCUGGUGUACUUUUUGUAAAUAUGUCGGCUGCUAUAAGCUCUGUAAUUCCUCCCAUUUCAGUGUUCUGCCGCAACCCACUUGCAGUCAGAUGUUCAUCUUCAUUUUACCAUUGACGCCUUGUUUACAGCAGUGUCUAAUAAAUUCUGCUUCAGCUGUGUAAUAAUGUUGACUUGUAAAGUGCCUCUGUAACUGUUCAGUGGAGUCAUGGAUUUUGUAUAUGACGCAUAACGUUUAGAGGUCUUUAAAUAAUAUAUUUGGAAAACGAUAUUGUGCUAUUGUUUUAAUGGUUCAUUAAAACAAAUGUUUCAUUUUUUUUAA